AAUCUUUGCAUCUUGUCCUCAUUCUUUCAUGCCGUUCGAUUCGACUGCCCCAGCUGCGGGCCACGUUGCAGCUUUCAUUGACGCUGCGCAGCAGUAUGUCACUGCAAAUCCUGGCAGAGCAGCUUUGUUGGGACUCUUUUAUACGCCGGUUCUCAUUGUUUUGCUAAAUAUCCUUCGGCAGCUGGUUGUUCCCCGAGACCCUUCACUACCUCCCCCUCAUAAGAGGCCGCCAAUUUUCUCUCCUUCCUUACUGUUGUUCCCCGAGACCCUUCACUACCUCCCCCUCAUAAGAGACCGCCAAUUUUCUCUCCUCACUUACUGUAAUGAGGUCCAGGAUCAGCGACACAAUCAAUCUGUCAGUUCUGGAUCAACUCGUGCAAAAAACUUGGUGCUAUAUAUUAUCCCUACCCAUCACGAGUUGUCAGUUAACCCACCCCCCCCCCCCCCCCUCCAGUACUCCCGCCUGGUGCAAGUCAACCGGAUUCUGGCACGUCGUCUGUUACCCCCCAGUACUCCCACCUGGUGCAAAUCAACCAGGUUCUGGCGCAUCAUCUGUUACCCCCCAGUACUCCCACCUGGUGCAAAUCAACCAGGUUCCGGCGCAUCGUCUGUUACCCCCCAGUAUUCCCACCUGGUGCAAAUCAACCAGGUUUCGGCGCGUCGUCAGUUAACUACCCCCUCCCCUCCCUCCCAGUACUCCCCGCCUGGUGCAAGUCAACCGGAUUCCGGCGCGUCAUCUGUUACCACCCAGUACUCCCACCUGGUGCAAAUCAACCAGGUUCUGGUGCGUCGUCAGUUAACCACCCCCCCCUCCCUCCCAGUACUCCCGCCUGGUGCAAGUCAACCGGAUUCCAGCGCAUCGUCUGUUACCCCCCAGUACUCCCACCUGGUGCAAAUCAACCAGGUUCCGGCGCGUCGUCAGUGA
Messenger RNA from Suillus clintonianus, 925 nucleotides. RefSeq lists its product as uncharacterized. The coding region runs from base 29 to 925 and encodes 298 amino acids. The record is from RefSeq and is a predicted model, not a curated record. NCBI's taxonomy places the organism in Eukaryota, Fungi, Basidiomycota, Agaricomycetes, Boletales, Suillaceae. The transcript has 4 exons.